GCAGCGGCGGGUGCCGGCUCCGCGUUCCUUCGUGCCCCGUGAGGGGCCCGGGCGGGACGGGCGCGGCCCCGCCGGGCUGCGGCCUAGCGCGUGCCUGAGUGGAUUCCCCAUUACCCGUGGGAAGCUGCCCCUGCCGCCUCUGGAAAGCCCGGGUUGGCGGUGACAGCGCGGAAACUGUGCCGCUGUCACCUCCGUGUGCCCUCACGUUAAGGUCCCUGACCACGGCUGCUCCCACGCGAGGCGCCUGUGAACGUUGUGCAAAGGUGGCCGUGGGCCGACAGGGCGCGUUGAAGGUUGGGGGUUUGGCAUUCCCACAGCACGCUGGCUCAGUUCUUGGCUAUCAUGAAAAAAGCCCCAUUAAGCUAGGUUCCCCGGGAUCUUGCCAAGUACAGAGACCCUGGACUGGUAGUCUCUGGAGACGUAGCUGAGAAGUAGAGACACCAUCACUACCACCACAUUAUGUUUCGACAUGAUGGCUUUUUCAAGAGCUGAGGCUAUCCUAAGUUCUGCACAUGUUCUCGGAAGCUUCCGUAAUUACUGACCGUGAUGGCACACUGCCCUGAAAAUGAAUACUUUGAUAAUCUGGUGCUCUCUUGUAAGCCUUGUCAUCUUCGAUGUUCUGGUACACCACCACCUUCAUGUGAAAACUACUGUGAUAAGAGUACUGAUUCAGGUGGAGUUCUUUGGAUUUGUUUGGGCUUCGGAGUAAUUUUAAUGCUCACUUUAUUCACGUUAAUGGUCUUGUUUAAGUGGAAGCACCUAAAGCAACUAAAAGAAAAACUGAAAAACACAGGUGCUUCUGUGGAGCUGAAUGAUGUUCUCAAGGCUAAUACAGAAAGCAGUGUGCAGACAGAUGGAAUUAGACACUCACUUCAAAGUGAAACAUUAAUGUAUUCAGUGGAGGAAUGCACUUGUAGUGACUGUGGCUUGGUAAAACCUCAGACUGGCUGUGAAACUUCAUUUCCAUUACCAGCUACAGAAGAAGGAGCUACUGUUCUAGUUACAACAAAAUCCUUUGAUUACUGCAACUAUAUUCUGGGUGCUGGAUGUCUAUGAGAGAAGUAGCUAUUUUUUACUGCAUAAUAAUAAUUCAGUUAUUUCAGUAUAGCUAUUAAUCUUCAUACUUAUAGUGGGAAAGGCUAGUACAUCUUCCUUUUAGACCCUGAAUCAAACUUUUAUUGAUAUUGUCAUAUUAUUUUUAAUUCUUUGUUCAAAUUUUUUUUUACAUUAUUCUCAAAUACCAAACUAGUGACUGGAAUUUUAAAAUUCUGAAAGUCCCUAUGUAGAAUGGCUCUUUCAGUACUUUGAGAUUUUAUCUACUUACACCAGAUAUAUGCAGACUCAUCAAUAAACAAUCUUGCAAUUAUA
Messenger RNA from Anas platyrhynchos (mallard), 1368 nucleotides. RefSeq names its product TNF receptor superfamily member 17 (gene TNFRSF17). NCBI's taxonomy places the organism in Eukaryota, Metazoa, Chordata, Aves, Anseriformes, Anatidae. Gene Ontology annotation, molecular function: signaling receptor activity. The record is from RefSeq and is a predicted model, not a curated record. Gene Ontology annotation, biological process: tumor necrosis factor-mediated signaling pathway.